AUGAAGCAGAGUGGAGCAGAAGUGGAGCAGAGUGAAGCAGAGUGGAUCAGAGUGAAGCAGAGUGGAGCAGAGUGGAGCAGAGUGGAGCAGAGUGGAGCAGAGUGGAUCAGAGUGAAGCAGAGUGGAGCAGAGUGGAGCAGAGUGGAGCAGAGUGGAGCAGAGUGGAGCAGGGUGGAGCAGAGUGGAGCAGAGUGGAGCAGAGUGGAGCAGAGUGGAGCAGAGUGGAUAAGAGUGGAGCAGAGUGGAGCAGAGUGGAGCAGGGUGGAGCAGAGUGGAGCAGAGUGGAUAAGAGUGGAGCAGAGUGGAGCAGAGUGGAGCAGAGUGAAGCAGAGUGGAGCAGAAUAA
Knipowitschia caucasica is the source of this 345-nucleotide messenger RNA. NCBI's taxonomy places the organism in Eukaryota, Metazoa, Chordata, Actinopteri, Gobiiformes, Gobiidae. The record is from the annotation of a GenBank genome assembly.